AUGCCGACGCCCGAGUCCGCGGCCUUCCUCGAGAAGAAGCCCAAGGUGCCUCCGACCUUUGACGGCGUCGACUACAACGACAACGCCGCCCUCAAGGCUGCCCAGGAUGCGGUGCUGCGUGAGCAGUGGGUCAAGUCCAUGAUGGCGCGCCUGGUCCGCGAGGAGAUGGGCAAGUGCUACUACAGGGAGGGCGUCAACCACCUGGAGAAGUGCGGCCACCUGAGAGAACGCUACUUUGAGCUGCUGAAAGAGUCCAAGGUCAAGGGCUACCUGUUCCAGCAGCAGAACAUCGCGCCCAAAUAA
This is a messenger RNA of Lasiodiplodia theobromae, 303 nucleotides long. RefSeq names its product NADH-ubiquinone oxidoreductase. The transcript has 2 exons. Lineage: Eukaryota; Fungi; Ascomycota; Dothideomycetes; Botryosphaeriales; Botryosphaeriaceae. The record is from RefSeq and is a predicted model, not a curated record. The coding region runs from base 1 to 303 and encodes 100 amino acids.